Messenger RNA from Aspergillus nomiae NRRL 13137, 688 nucleotides. RefSeq names its product Hpt domain-containing protein. Gene Ontology annotation, molecular function: protein histidine kinase binding; histidine phosphotransfer kinase activity. Gene Ontology annotation, biological process: phosphorylation; phosphorelay signal transduction system. The transcript is spliced from 3 exons. The record is from RefSeq and is a predicted model, not a curated record. Gene Ontology annotation, cellular component: nucleus; cytoplasm. Lineage: Eukaryota; Fungi; Ascomycota; Eurotiomycetes; Eurotiales; Aspergillaceae. The annotation marks the transcript as partial.
AGAUCGCUCUGUGUAAUUUCAGUACUCGUGUACUUGUUAAAUUCUGGAUCCGGACUUAUUAACCGGGUAACUUGACGCCAUCAGCACCGGUGUUAGACAGAUCCGCCAGAAACUAGCGGUUCGGGUUGCAAGAUCAGACGAAGCGUGUGGAACAACAGAACUGAACCUUAUUAUAUUCAACAUGGCGCCCACCACCACCACCAAGACUACUGUGCAGACACCUCCCAAGACCGAGGGUCCGCCGAAGCUGUCCGACAUGAAAGACUGCAUCGACCAGCUCACAUUUGAACAGAUCCUGGAGAUGGACGAUGACGAUGAUGAGAUGGACUUCAGCAAGGGAAUUGUCUUCGGUUUCUUUGACCAAGCUGAAGCCACCUUUGCAAAGAUGGAAAAGGCCCUUGAGGACAAACAACUCAGCGAGCUAUCUUCAUUGGGACAUUUCUUGAAAGGCUCGUCAGCUACUCUGGGGUUGACUAAGGUUAAGGAUGCAUGUGAGAAGAUCCAGAACUACGGUCUUGGGAAGGAUGAGACGGGUACCAACAACGAAUCGGAGGAGGAGUGUCUGAAGAAGAUUAAGAAAACCCUGUCGGACUGCAAGGUGGAUUACAAGGAAGUAGAGAGCUUCCUCCGCAGAUAUUACGGCGAAACCAGCAGCAGCAACAACGAGAACAAGAAUGACGACAAGUAG